CGAAUCAUUAAAAUCAAAUAAACCUGCGAUAGCAAAAUAAAUGAUAAGUCACAUACAUAACACAUACUACUUAAAGAAUGAAAUAUGCGUAAAUUGUUACAUAAUUUAUAUGGGAUAAACUUUGUAGUCUAGUAAAGAAAAAUUAUAUUGUUGCUUGGUAACCAUACAGUAACAACUUUAAACUUGUAUGCAUAUGUUACGUACCUCACAGUAUUUUAUGUGUAAUUAGUAAGAUAUAAAUUUUUGUUAGUGUUGUUUUAUUAAUUGUUUAGCAUCUUUUAACUAUUUUUUAAAUUAGUACAUCAAGUUAGAAAUAAGAUUCAAAAUAGACAAGUAAUAAUAUUAUAGUUUUGAAGAAAUGACAAGAUGUAAUAAGAGUGAAGUUAAUCUUAAAAGCACUGCAUACAACCAAAAUGGACAAAAUUAUUAUGAACAAUUAACAGCAUAUAACUCUAUGAGCGCGCACUUACGACGCAUUUUGCUGGCCAAAUGUGUUGUUGAUGCUAGAAACAGAAGCUACAUACGUAAAAAAAAACAAAUGUGCAAACAAAUAGAUUGGAAACCACAGUUUGUAAAAACUGAAAUUACAAAUAAUGUAAUUGAUAAAUUAACGUAUGAUGUCUCAUAUCAUCCAAUGGACUUUUUAAGAAUGAACUAUGACUCAAAGUAUUUCAGCCAGUGUGAAGCUCAAAAGUACUUUACUAAUCCGUUAUCCGAUUAUAAUGAGAUCUGUUCACGACCAAAAUCUCACAGUCAUGUAGUUUGUCCAAGUUCAUCAAUAUUUAAAACAGGUAGUUCGGAGCCAGUUACAUCAAAUAGUAAAAAUAUAAGAGAACAGUCUUAUUCACAAUCAAGUAAUAGUUGUAGAAAGAUUUUUAAUUCUACAAGCGUGGAAACUGCAUUAAAAUUUAAAGAUAGAAUAGAAAAAAAUUCGAUGUAUUAUAAAUCUACUUGUGAUUAUUUAUCACAAAACAUCAAUCAUCUUCCAUCAGAAGAUAGCACAUCAAGAAAUUAUAGAAAUUAUGAAACCGCUCAACUAUGUACUGACUUCAUUGAUCAAAAAGUACAUAUAAAGGAUGAAGAAGCGAAAUACGCAAAAUUUAUGUACGAUAUUACACAUGAAAUAAUACUCAAUGGUUUGUAUACUGAUGAAGAACUACAAGAAGUAUUUAAGAAACACAUUGAAGAAAACAAAACAAUUCUAGACACGAAGCGAAUGUUGUACGAGAUUUAUCAAUUAAAACUUGCUUUAAAUAUAUCGGAUAAUUCAGAGGGAGAAGAAUUAGAAGAUCUUGUAUAUGCUCAACAAUUAUUAAAUAUUUCUGAAAUUCGACCACUGAUGCCUCCAAGAGGUUUAAAUGAAGAUAGAGUACUUAAAAAAUUAAUGUGGUAUCAGAAACUAGACGAAAUUAGGCAUGAUACACUAAGCGCUAAAAGUAAAUCGGUCAUAUUGAUUGAUGCUAAUCCCGAAUUACAUAUAACUGAGAGAGAUGUUCUAACGUCACUAAUAGAAGCUGAUAUCAAUCCCGAAAAAGCUCGAAAAAUUUGUAGAAAACUUUUUUUUAAAAGCAAAUCAUUGAACCAAAUGAUAGAACCAAACAAUGGAUAUGGAAUGGAAGAAAGCGAUCAAUUUGAUACCAAUUUAACAGAAUCUUAUAAUUUAAACAAAGUAGAUGAACAGGAUGAAAGUUUUGUGACUGAUGAUCUUGUAACAGAAGAACAUAAAGAUAUACAAACGUAAAAAAUAAUAGUUAUAUGAUGCUAAAAUAUGAAAAUAAGUAAAAAUUCAUAAAAUAUAUUUAAUAUGUAAAUAUAACAAUAUUCGUUUUACAAUCAGGAAAAACAUUUUAAUAUUGUUAUUUUUUCUUUUAUUAC
Bombus pascuorum is the source of this 1875-nucleotide messenger RNA. RefSeq lists its product as uncharacterized. Gene Ontology annotation, cellular component: ciliary basal body; axoneme. Bases 359 to 1741 code for a protein of 460 amino acids. The transcript has 7 exons. Gene Ontology annotation, biological process: microtubule cytoskeleton organization. The record is from RefSeq and is a predicted model, not a curated record. NCBI's taxonomy places the organism in Eukaryota, Metazoa, Arthropoda, Insecta, Hymenoptera, Apidae.